This is a messenger RNA of Fusarium odoratissimum NRRL 54006, 3779 nucleotides long. RefSeq lists its product as uncharacterized. The transcript has a single exon. The record is from RefSeq and is a predicted model, not a curated record. NCBI's taxonomy places the organism in Eukaryota, Fungi, Ascomycota, Sordariomycetes, Hypocreales, Nectriaceae. Gene Ontology annotation, molecular function: protein binding. The coding region runs from base 619 to 3180 and encodes 853 amino acids.
ACAUCCUAAGGUUAGGUUAGUUAACGUCUAAACAUAAACAUGCCAUCCCCAUCCUCAACUCAUUAAUUUUCUCCCCUCGGAGCCGCAAUCGCACAAUUAACCCCGGCAUAGAUCGACAGCUAUUCUACCAACUACCGGGAGACGAGGGCCCUGUCCCCUCGAUUUCACUUUCCCCCAGACCUACAUACGUUUGCCACCAGGCAUUGGCCGCAUCGAUCCGAUCCAACCCGCUCGUUCACCUGCAGUCUUGACUGCAGCCGACCGAGUACUACAUCACGGACUUAUUCAUUCAUUUAUUCACCCUAGUUACGACAAAAGAGAGACACCCCCGGCGGCUAUUUGCCUUCAACAUUCGUCCUUGUUGCCUGUCAUCGAAUUAUUAUUAUUAUUCUUCUUCUUCUUCAUUAUAUUAAACGCCUUCGUCCUCUUUUCUCUCUACAUAUCAUCACCAUUCAGUCCCCGCUGCUCCAACGCCCCGCCAUCAGAGUACCUUGACGACAUACUCACCCUCCGCCCGACCGAAAGUAAAUCGCCUCAACCAUUAAUUCUCGCAGUCAUUAUAUUCUGACAGCGCUGUCUACGAAACCGAGACUUGCAAUCCGUCGACCCAUCGCGAUAAUGGAUUCCAACUGGAUUGACGCCAUCGACCCGGCGUUGAGUCAGAGAAGACCAAGCACUGCUCCUCCGUCGUGUGACGAAGAAAUGCCCGCUCUCCUUGAACUGUCAGAUUCCCAUGAUCGAACCCAAGCGAUGUCCGCCGUUACAUGGCCCACGAACGAAAUUCCGGUUGAGAUUUUCGAGAUCAUUAUUUCGUACCUCACCCGCCUUGAGGUCAGAUGUUUGCGACUUGUCUGUAAAGAAUUCGAGGCCAAGGUUUCUGCGCAGUACUUUCGAAAUGUUGUCGUACCCUUCAAGUCGGAGCUUUACAGCAAGUUGGAUCGUGAUGAAAACGGAGCAUUUAAGCGCACAUCCUCUGCUCUUCUCUCAAAUGGGAUGCGCAUCUUCCAGUCUUUUGGUCCACACAUCCGGCGCUUUGCGCUGUCUUUGGAGCUUGACGAGGACACGCUCUCAUACCCCCCAGUGAAGCCUUCGCAAGAAGCUGUUCCCUCUUUUUGGGGUAUAUACCGGUGGCCACAUGGCACCUACCACCGAUAUACUGAUCUUGAGGGUCUCGAACAAACGGCUGACGAAACUGAGGCCAUGAAGGAGGCGCUUAAGUGCUUGGUCAAAGUCACAAAUCUUGGACUCUGUUGUGAUGCUGGUCUUGGAUUUCUGUCGGGGCCUGAUCACAUCGCACGAGGUGCAACCACUCUCCAUCCCGUGUUUGCAACGCAGAAUUGGCGUCACACAGGUUCUGAGUCACAAGCUCGGAAGCAACCAAUCGUCACCAUGUCCGACCUGAAUGAGAUGGUCAAGGAUUUUAGAAAGCCUGUGUUCGAGAACCCCAUUAGUUUCAAGCGAACAGUACUGCAGAAGAUGGCGUCAGAUGCUGGGUACUCAGGUGCCCAGAUCAACGAAGCUGUGCUAAUGCUGUUGGAGACUGAGGGCACCAACAUCAACGCAAUUGACUUUGAUGAGAGAGCAACCAUUAUCAAUGAGAUGGAAGCUAGACGAGUAAUGGCACAAAACACACAUCGUGCUGACUUCGAGCCCGCCACCGCAGAGGUGGCCAAUCAUCCGCUGAUUCCCGCCAGUCUCACAAGAGCACAAAAAGAAAUGCUCCUCGAGCUCGAGUGGGCGCAUCGCGCCAUGAUCCAGUCCUAUGUCAUUGGCCUUAUCGACAAUGCCCGAGACAACUGCUUCAACAAUCUUACUACCAUCACGAUUGCCAAGAUCCCCAGUAGCCAUGUGUAUAUCCUGUGUCGGCAUGAGCUAUGGCAGAACCUAUCGUCUCUCAGCAAUGUUUCGCUAGGUGUUAUUGCCGACUGGCGACGCGUUUCCAAGUCUGCCCCGGGUUGUGUAGAAGAUGACACAGUUUCUCCUGUCGAGGCUGUUGGUAAGGUUUAUCAGCUGCUUAACAAUUACAUUGGCGCUCAGCGCCACAUCGAAAGCCUUCACUUUGAAUGGAUCUGUGGUGGAGAGUUUGCUCCUGGGACAUAUCAGCGGAACCACCACAUCCUCCCAGCACCGUUCUUUGAACAGCCUCAACUCAUGACUCGCAUUGAUAGCCCCAAAACUAAUACGGACGAUCUCUUGGCAUUACCCUUUAUUAAACAUUUGUCACUCAAGAACUGCUGGGCCUCACCGCAUGUCCUUUUGCAAACAAUACGCAAUAUGGCUUUGUCCACACUCGAGAAGCUCGAUCUGGAAUCUGUGUCACUUUCCGGUCCACCGACUCUCACUCCCCAAGCUCCGCUCCAGCAAGCUGGCGCAGCAAACAAUGCUCAUCUGCUGAACAUGAUCGGGAUACACCCUGCACCUCCUGGUGUGCUGGUACCUCCGCCGACCAAUAUAGCGAAUGGGGUUGUUGCACCAUUCCCAUUCAACGCGACGGCUCAGCAGCUUGCAGGAGUAUUUGGAGCGGCAUUCAUGCCACCGCCACCACCCAAUAAUCAGGCUCCUCCGCCGCCUCCUCCGCCUGCACCUAUGGAUAUCUUACAGCAACCAGAGGUAUUAUCUUGGGCAGGCAUCAUAGAGCAUUUCUCCCCAAGCAUCAAGAUCAGAGAUAUUUUGAGUGCCAGAGACGAGCUGAGUUUGAGUAUCCCGAGCCAACCAGCCUUGGACCAGCCAGAUCCCCUAGCGCAGCACAUACCUGCGCCGCAGCGCCUACGCUCAGAUGAGAAGAAGUAUACUCUGAAGUGCCUCUCCUUCAAGUCCUGUGGGUAUGUUACAGUCGACUCACCGGCUUUAAAUACCCGGAGUAUCUUGCCGCAUGGCGCUCAAGGCCUUGGGGCCAACGGCAAUCCGCACAGUCAAGAUCUAUCGCCUCUGAUGCAGAAGUGCCGUGACAAGCUUCUCUGCCGAAUCGUUCCUUGCUUAAGGAACCAGGAGCUACUGCAACUUACAACUGCUUUCGGGAUGGACAUGGGAUGGGCCAAUAUAUAUGAUGAGCGUACAAUUUACGACGCUAGAGCUGAUGGUGUUGAGCAACCCGGAAAAGGUCGGUUCUCGGGUACAGUUGAUGCUGCCAGUAUUCCAGGGGCACGAGAUAGCGAGGCCAUGGUGAGCCUAGACUUCUAGAUCAGGCUCUACGGUGACCAUGCUCAAUUCCCCGUUCCCGUACGGAUCGCUGUCCCUUCCCCAGUUGUGGGUAAUCUUCUCAAUCAACAACUAUUUGGCUUACCGCUUGGUAACCAAGACGAUGGUCAGGCCCCUCCGUAAGGGCUGGAUGAUCAGGACGACGUACAGUACCCACUGUUGCUAAUAGAUGACGACUCACCAUGGACAGAUGGUGAGAACUAAACGGUUGGGCUUAGCAUGGAUGUAAUAGAAAAGGAUGGCAUAGGCGUUUGGUAAUUGCUUUCGAAAAUUGGUAUGGAAAAAGGCAAUUGGGCCUCACAGAAUUGGACGGGAUGGCUAAUGUCGUAAUGAUCGCUGAAUGAAAAUCGAGCCAGGGGACUUUGCUCCCUAUCGCAUUCGCUAUGUUGCCAGUUGGAAUCAGUUAGGUUUGCUCAAUCAAUAGCUGCUAGCAAGCAUUGUAUAUGUAAUGAUAUCGAGGAUUAUGAAGGACAGUGUGAUAUAUGUUCACUGUCGCUGAAUCCAGAGUCAACCUGAUGCAAUGCCUCACUCGUGACGACUAUCGCCAGUCUACGGGGUGCAUGUUGACCUUUACUAACUAA